UGUACAUUUUUGAACACCUAUUAUUCAGUUAUAAAAGCACAGCUUUUCAUGCUUAUUUUCACCAAAUAACAUUAACAAUUUCACAUAUCAUAUUUAGAGUUUUCAAAACGACUCAUACAAAAAUGGGUUUGUUGAUCAGAGCCUUUUCCUUGAUUGCCAUGGUUGCAUGUCUUACCUCAGUUGCUCAUGCAAUUGCAGGCCAAGCAACUUUCUACAAUCCUCCUUACUUUCCGUCUGCAUGUUUUGUAACCGAAGUCCCUGGUAAUAUGCUUAUAGCAGCAAACAGUGGUUUAUUUGCCAGUGCAGCUGCUUGUGGGACUAGGUACCGGGUCACUUGUACCAGCGGAACCAACGAGGGUGGUCCGCAACCUUGCACAGGCAAUAGCGUUGUUGCUACCAUUGUUGAUCUUUGUCCCGGGUGUGCAGCAAAUGAAAUUGAUCUUUCUCGUGAUGCAUUUGCAGUGAUUGCUAAUCUUGAUGCUGGGAGAAUUAACGUUGAAUAUAAUCAGAUAUGAUUUAGCAAAAGACGUAUGCAGGAUGCCAAUAAUAAACUCUCUGUGUGAUUUUUCUUCCAAAUAAAUUGUGUGAUGGACUGGACAUUAUGUAAAUCGCAUAAUAAACUCUUUAGUUUGUAUCUUUAUAUCUUAAUAAAAAAGAAUUUGAAUUAUUAUUUCCUUUA
This is a messenger RNA of Helianthus annuus (common sunflower), 679 nucleotides long. RefSeq names its product EG45-like domain containing protein. Gene Ontology annotation, cellular component: cell wall; apoplast. Gene Ontology annotation, biological process: systemic acquired resistance. The record is from RefSeq and is a predicted model, not a curated record. Lineage: Eukaryota; Viridiplantae; Streptophyta; Magnoliopsida; Asterales; Asteraceae. Bases 123 to 515 code for a protein of 130 amino acids. The transcript has 3 exons.